UUUUUUGAGGCCCCCCCCCAAGCCGGGCUACCGCCUCUUCCGAGAGGCUUUUUUUUUUUUUUCCUUUUCGUCGCGGCACCGGGCUACCGGCGGGGCGAGAUGACGUCACAGCGGCGGGACGCACGCAGGCGGAACGGCGCUGCGCGGCGGCGAGUCUAUGAUGACUUCAUGGGUUCAGCCAAAAAUGUGAUCAACGAAUCUGUGGACGCAGAGGAGAAAUAUAACAUGAUGGCUUCUUUCCAACGCUCUAACAGUCACGACAAAGUCAGGAAGAUUGUAGCCGAGGAGGGUCGCACUGCAAGGAACUUGAUUGCUUGGAGCGUGCCACUGGAGAACAAGGAGGAGGAGGGAAAACCGAAGUGGCAGGUGGGGGCAAAAUCUAAGAGGAUAAACCAAGGAACACACAAAAUUAGCAAACAGAGCACAGCAUCCGAUUGCAAAAUCACGCCAGCCUCCGGGGAAAAGACCUUCUAUAAAAGCCCCACUAAGACAAGGCAGCCACGGAAAGUGGACCUCCGGGCACGAUAUUGGGCGUUCCUUUUCGACAACCUAAGGCGCGCAGUGGAUGAGAUCUACGUCACUUGCGAAUCGGAUCAGAGCGUGGUAGAAUGCAAAGAGGUGCUGAUGAUGUUAGACAAUUACGUGCGGGAUUUCAAGGCCUUGAUAGAUUGGAUUCAGUUGCAGGAGAAGUUGGAGAAGGCUGAUGCUCAAAGCAGGCCAACCUCGCUAGCAUGGGAAGUCAAGAAGAUGUCUCCAGGGCGCCACGUGAUUCCCAGCCCAUCGACCGACAGAAUCAGCGUGACAUCCAACGCCCGAAGAAGUCUCAAUUUCGGAGGACCUCCUGCGACCGUUACCUCGAACCGCCUGGCUCCUUCUGGGGUCAGCUGGGCAGACAAAGUCAAGGCCAGCCACCCAGGAGCAGCUCCCCAUUCGGAGGAGGCGGCAGCCCAGGGCCGGGCCCCCUCUGCAGUGCAGAAGCCCUCCCGCCGAACGGAGAGGAGAGAUGCUGAAGGCUGGGAGACCGUCCAGCGAGGAAGGCCUGUUCGAUCCAAAUCCUCUGCUUUGGUCCCCAAAACCACUUCGUUGGCGGAAUCAUCGCACUUUAAGGAUGACAGCGACAAAGAAAACGUCCUUCUCCCUCCACCGGUCAACAAACGAAAGGGUUCAUUGACCGAGGACAGCAUUUCGAAAAAUGUGGAUCCCAUCCUGAAAGACCCUUGCCAUCAAUGUGAACAUCCGCUCACCGAGAGGACUCAGUUCACAGGCCGGGUGUUGGAAGACCUCAAGGUCUCCGAGAAGAUAAUUGGACCUUUGCUACCUGUUUCCGAAGUACCGCUCGUUCUCAUAGACGUCGAAUGCAACUCUGAGAGUCCACAGGGAGACGGCCCCGUCACCUCCAUUGCUCCAAAAAGUGAUGAAGCAGAAAAUGUCAAGAGCGAAAGCGAAAUGGACCCUGCAGAUAUUUCAAACUCCAUGGCCGAGGUGCUCGCUAAAAAAGAGGAGUUAGCGGACCGCCUGGAAAAAGCCAACGAGGAGGCCAUCGCGAGCGCCAUCGCCGAAGAGGAGCAGCUGACGAGAGAGAUCGAAGCCGAGGAGAACACCGACAUCAACUUAGAAACGGACAACGACAGCGACUUCUCUGCCAGCCUGGGCAAUGGCAGCAUAUCCUUCUGCGGCAUUUCCAUGGACUGGAAUGAUGUCCUGGCAGAUUAUGAAGCUCGUGAAUCGUGGCGCCAAAAUAAUUCCUGGGGAGACAUUGUGGAAGAAGAACCAGCUCGCCCACCGGGCCACGGAAUCCACAUGCACGAGAAACUCUCUUCUCCGUCUCGCAAGAGGACAAUUGCAGAAUCGAAGAAGAAGCACGAAGAGAAGCAGAUGAAGGCUCAGCAACUGAGAGAGAAGCUCCGCGAAGAGAAAACGCUAAAGCUUCAAAAAUUAAUGGAAAGGGAAAAAGAUGUGAAAAAAUGGAAAGAAGAACUGUUGGACCAGAGGCGAAGGAUGAUGGAGGAAAAAUUGCUCCAUGCAGAAUUUAAACGUGAAGUGCAGUUGCAAGCGAUUGUCAAAAAAGCCCAAGAGGAAGAAGCUAAGGUGAAUGAAAUUGCAUUCAUAAAUACGUUGGAAGCCCAGAAUAAGCGCCACGAUGUUCUGUCCAAACUGAAAGAAUACGAACAAAGACUGAAUGAAUUACAGGAAGAGCGCCAACGAAGGCAGGAAGAGAAGCAAGCCCGCGACGAAGCUGUCCAGGAGCGGAAGAGAGUUUUGGAAGCGGAGCGCCAGGCCCGGGUGGAAGAGUUGCUAAUGAAGAGGAAAGAACAAGAAGCUCGGAUUGAGCAGCAGAGGCAGGAGAAGGAAAAAGCCAGGGAAGAUGCAGCUCGGGAACGGGCCAGAGAUCGGGAAGAGAGAUUAGCUGCUCUGACCGCAGCCCAGCAAGAAGCCAUGGAGGAGCUCCAGAAAAAGAUCCAGUUGAAGCACGAUGAGAGCAUCCGGAGGCACAUGGAGCAGAUCGAACAGAGGAAAGAAAAAGCCGCCGAAUUAAGCAGUGGAAGACAUGCCAACACGGACUACGCACCCAAACUCACCCCCUAUGAGCGAAAGAAGCAGUGUUCCCUCUGCAAUGUUGUGAUUUCCUCGGAGGUGUAUCUCUUUAGCCACAUUAAGGGGAAGAAGCAUCAACAAGCCGUGAGAGAAAACAGCAGCAUCCAAGGCCGAGAACUCUCCGAUGAAGAAGUGGAACACCUGUCCUUAAAGAAAUACAUUGUGGACAUUGUGGUAGAAAACACGGUUCCCUCCGAGCCUGGAAAAGACGGUGAAGAGAGGCAGAGGACAAAAAAGAAAGCCAAGAAAUUGAAGGCACGGAUGAACUCAAGGGCAAAGGAGUACGAGAACGGAGUGGAGUCCAAAAAUGUCUCCUGUGAGUCGCUUUACAAAGCAAAGCUACAACGACUGGUGAAAGAUUUGCUGAAGCAGCUUCAGGUUCAAGAUGGUAGCAAAAUCUCCGCUCUGGAUAGGAUUUUGGGAGAGGUCUCGCGGAUCCUGGAAAAAGAGAAUGGGCCAGAUCAGGUCGCCUUCCACGUGGCUGGUGGGUUUUCCGCUCUGGAGCAAGUCCUCCAAGUUGCAACGACGUCCAUCAACCUGAACCCCGUUUCGAGAAUCCCUUUGAAAUCACUCUGUAGUACAAUCAGCGCUUAUUAUCUGGCCUGCAAUAACUGUCUGGAAAACUGUUCCUAUGUUCUCUUCAGCAACAGGAUUACUUUUUUAACGGAUCUGUUGAUGCACCAAUUAAUGGUAUAUCUCCCAGAUGAUCACAACGCUACUUCAGGAAGAGCAAUUAACAAGCAAGUCUUUGAAGGCCUAAUAACUGGAGUGCUCCGGACCCUGGCUGUAGUGUUUGGGUCUCUGUUGUCCAACCUGCCGAAUGCUAAUGACCAAAUUUGUGCCCCAAAAUUGAUUCAAGAUAUGAAAAACAAGACCUCCCAAGCUGAAAUUUUUAACAAUAGGAUACAAGACCUCAUCAGCUACAUGGUCAACAUUGGCUUAAUAGAGAAGCUGAGCUGCUGCUUCCUCUCUAUCCAAGGCCCAAUUGACGAAACCCCCAAAACGGCGGCUUUCUUGCAGAACUGCACCGCGGCCCUGCACGGGAUGUGUCAGCUGUGCUUCGCUGUCAAUGGCAGAUCCGGGAGCAUCUUCGCUGAGACCCACCAGGAUCCCACCGGGCUGGCGGUGGCUUUCAAGGCCACGGAUCUGGUGGGCGUUUUGCACAUGCUCUACUGCAUUCUCUUCCACGGCACCUUGGUGGAGCCGAGUGCGGCCAACCCCAGGGAAAGCUUCACGGCAAACACUUUGCAAGUCGCUCUCCAAAGUUUGCGCUUCUUCAAUAGUUUCGCUCUGCUAGAUCUCUCCGCUUUCCAGUCGGUGGUUGGCGCCGAAGGCCUCUCCCUGGCAUUCCGGCACAUCAUCAGCUCCUUGCUAUGGCACUGCUCCCAUCACACCUGCGAGGUGCUGCUUCACGAAGUCAUUGUCUGCGUGGGCUACUUCACUGUCAACCAUCCAGACAACCAGGUUAUUGUGCAGUCCGGCCGCCAUCCCACCGUGUUGCAGAAGUUGUGUCAGUUGCCUUUCCAGUAUUUCAGUGACCCUCGGCUAAUCAAAAUCCUCUUUCCGACACUAAUUGCCGCUUGUUACAAUAACCCACAAAACAAGAUGAUUCUGGAGCAAGAAAUGAGUUGUGUGUUGUUGGCCACUUUCAUUCAGGAUUCUACACAAGGCUCGGGCCAAACAGACAACCAGCCUUCGCAACAAAGGGAAACAUUCUUCAGUUCUCAAGAUUAUUUGGAGCUGUCAAACAGGUUCCCUCAAAAAACCUGGGAAGACGCCCGGCAGUUUUUCUUGAAGAAAGAAAAAAAGGGAUAACUUAAAGAAUUGUUUGUUUUGUUUCGUUCGGUUUUGGCCAAGACGACGAUGAAAGUCCUCUCUAGGAGAUGUUGCUGUUUUAACAAACAGAAGCAGAAAUCUUUGAGACCUUUCUUAAGGUUGCAAGUUCAUGCAGAAGCCUAAAGAAACAGAAUAAGAGAGUUAGAAGGGACCUUGGAGGUCUUCUAGUCCAACCCCUCACUCAAGCAGGAGACCCUAUACCAUUUCAGACAAACGGUUGUCCAAUCUCUUCUUAAAAACCUCCAGUGUUGGAGCAUCCACAACAUCUGGAGGCAAGCCAUUCUGCUGAUUAAUUGUUCUUACUGUCAGGAAAUAACAGAAUAACAGAGUUGGAAGGGACCUUGGAGGUCUUCUAGUCCAACCCCCUGCCUAGGCAGGAAACCCUACACCACUUCAGACAAGUGGUUAUCCAACAUCUUCUUAAAAACUUCCAGUGUUGGAGCAUUGUCAGCUUCUGGAGGCAAGUUGUUCCACUGAUUAAUUGUUCUAACUGUCAGGAAAUUUCUCCUUAGUUCUAGGUUGUUUCUCUCCUUGAUGAGUUUCCACCUGUUGCUUCUUGUCCUUCCUUCAGGUGCUUUGGAGAACAGCUUGACUCCCUCUUUGUGGUGGCCCCUGAGAUAUUGGAACACUGCUAUCACGAACAGCCCAAAUGUGGCAUGUGUAUGCGAGGUUCAAAGCACAAAUUCUGAAACGCUUUCACGGUAGGGGUUAAAGCAGGGAACUCUCACCAGUAAGACACACACACCCCUCUUUUUUUUUUCAUCCCACCCUCAGCAUUUCCUGUUCUUAUAGGGGGGAAAAAAUGAAUGCCACCUUGAGCUCUUAGACAAAAAGACAGGAUCUCAGCGGAAUAAAUAAAUACGCCUCUCAGGAAGUAUUUCCAAGGAUUAAGAGAUUGUGUCGCAGGUCUUCUUACUCCUGAUUUAUCUUAUUCCUCACCGUGAUAAAUCCAGGAAUAGAUUCUUUUCUGCCAUUGUGAAUUCUGCAGCUGGCCUCUGUGUGCCUCUUCCAUACAUCUAUCUCUUCCCAUGAACUGCUUCUUCUGGUUGACAUUUGUGAAGGAUCGAAAUACCUGCCAAAAAUGGAGCCAUGAAAUUGAAAGAGCUGGGUUUCCACACCUAAUGUUUAUCCAGAAGGCUCUCUUGGACAAAUAAAUAUGGAUUUUCCUCCUGCUGAUAGUCAGCCUACAAGCCCCCCUUUCCAGUCUGCUCCCUCCUCAAGUGUUGGACAUGAGUUCCUAUAAUAAUCUUGAUAGCUAGGGGGUGAAAGGUGUUGAAGAUCAAACAUCUGGAAGCAUCAGGCUGGAAGACAUUGUCUAGAAGUAGCUUUGCGGUGCAGGUGACCCAUCCUUCACAGUCGGGAACCAAACCCAAGGAGAUGUUUCUCCUGUUAAGUUCUUCUGCAAGAUGUACCUUAUGAACGUCCUCUACAGGUUGCUCUCCUGCUCCUCAGAAUGCAAAGGUGACCUUGUAGGACACAAAAUGGAAGGGCUGCUCCCUUGGGGAUCAUUCUCGAAUGAUUUUUCACCUUCCUUCUCUACUUCAUCCCUGGCGUUACUGUUCUUCCAAGUUUGAUUUCACACUGACUUAACUCUUCCCUAAGGUCAGGCCAGUCAGCGCAUUGGAGGGGACCGAGACCCAUAUAUU
This is a messenger RNA of Ahaetulla prasina, 6077 nucleotides long. It is a transcript of the gene SCAPER, whose product is annotated as S-phase cyclin A associated protein in the ER. The coding region runs from base 100 to 4410 and encodes 1436 amino acids. The record is from RefSeq and is a predicted model, not a curated record. Lineage: Eukaryota; Metazoa; Chordata; Lepidosauria; Squamata; Colubridae. The transcript has 33 exons. Gene Ontology annotation, molecular function: zinc ion binding; nucleic acid binding.